Messenger RNA from Penicillium verhagenii, 945 nucleotides. RefSeq names its product SDR family oxidoreductase. The record is from RefSeq and is a predicted model, not a curated record. NCBI's taxonomy places the organism in Eukaryota, Fungi, Ascomycota, Eurotiomycetes, Eurotiales, Aspergillaceae. The coding region runs from base 1 to 945 and encodes 314 amino acids. The transcript has a single exon.
AUGCAUAUCCUUAUCACUGGCGGUGCCGGCUUCAUCGGUCAAUUGCUCGCCAAAGAGCUCCUCAAUGACCCCACAUACCGCGUCACACUGACUGAUAUCCAUCAACCUCCGAUCCCCAAUGGCGUCAAGUACCCACAAAAUGCGACCGCAGUAAAAGCAGACCUUCUCACGGCAGCGAAGGAUGUGGUGGAUUCUUCAAUCAAUGCCGUCUACGCUUUUCACGGAAUCAUGUCUUCCGGUUCCGAGUCCAAUUUCGAUUUGGGCAUGAGCGUCAACGUUGAUGCCACUCGUAAUCUACUGGAAGCACUGCGACAUGCCUGCCCUGGGGUCAGAGUGAUCUAUUCUUCCAGCCAAGCUGUUUAUGGUCAACCAUUGCCGGAAGUGGUGACUGAUAGUGUCAUUCCAACACCGGAAUCCUCAUAUGGUGCUGAAAAGAUCGUUUGCGAAACACUUGUCAACGAAUAUACCCGCCGCAAGUUCAUCACAGGCUUUACUCUGCGCUUUCCCACCAUCUCUGUACGUCCCGGUGCACCCACAGCUGCCGCUUCAUCCUUCCUCUCCGGUAUGAUUCGCGAGCCUUUGGAUGGGAAAGAGUGUGUCAUUCCUAUUGAGGAUCGUUCGUUCAAGUCAUGGCUUUGCUCGCCUAAGACACUGGUCCACAAUCUUCUUCUCACUCUCCGCCUGCCCGCAGACUCUGUGCCUCCACACAUUCGCCAGAUCAAUGUGCCUGGUAUCUGUGUGACUGUCCAGGGAAUGAUGGAUGCGCUGGAAGCUGUUGGCGGGAAGGACAAGUUGGCUCUUCUCAAGGAGAAGGCUGAUCCUGCCCUGAUUCCGAUUUUGAAGUCUUGGCCCACACAAUUUGAUAAUUCCCAAGCUAUUUCUCUGGGCUUCAAACGCGAUGCAUCUUUUGAACAGGCUGUGCGAGAGUAUAAGGAGGCAUUGUGA